Messenger RNA from Gambusia affinis (western mosquitofish), 8904 nucleotides. It is a transcript of the gene mafgb, whose product is annotated as v-maf avian musculoaponeurotic fibrosarcoma oncogene homolog Gb. Gene Ontology annotation, molecular function: zinc ion binding; RNA polymerase II cis-regulatory region sequence-specific DNA binding; DNA-binding transcription factor activity, RNA polymerase II-specific. The record is from RefSeq and is a predicted model, not a curated record. The transcript has 2 exons. Gene Ontology annotation, biological process: regulation of epidermal cell differentiation; regulation of transcription by RNA polymerase II. NCBI's taxonomy places the organism in Eukaryota, Metazoa, Chordata, Actinopteri, Cyprinodontiformes, Poeciliidae. Bases 474 to 1091 code for a protein of 205 amino acids. Gene Ontology annotation, cellular component: nucleus.
CAGCCGUCGCGAUGCCGUGCUGCCGCUGCCGCCGCCGCCGCCGCCGCCGCGCUGUCCCCUGCUCUCCCCUGUCCCCAGCCGCUGUUUAAAGGGCAGUCAGCGCUGCUGGUAGUGCUGAAUCAUCAUCGCUCGGUACGAGCGCCGCCGCGGACCCGCUGGGUCGCUCGAACCGCCUCGCUCUACCGACCAGCCGCUGAUUUCAUAAUAACACAGACAAAGGGGGCCAGACUGCCGGGUGGGCUGUCAAAGCUUAAAAACUAUGUGUCGGAAUUAGAGGACCGAGAAGGAGGGGGCGCUACUCUGCUCAGCCUGGGGAUUCCCUUGUUUUGAGGCUGAAACUAAAGGAGCGAGGGGUCGUCAUUGGCAGCUCGGAGCGGUAACUACACCUAACCUCAUUAGCGGAGAGGCGGCAGCAGCGGCGGACACAAGCUGGACACAUUCAGGUUUGCGCAGAAGAGCAAGGCUCUUGUGGCAUGACGACGACUAACAAAGGAAAUAAAGCCUUAAAGGUAAACGAAAGUAAUGUUUUCAUGUGUUUCCCACCCAAUUCUCAGCGUUGCUCUUGGUUCGAUCUGGUUUUUCACCGCCCGCCCUCGUGUUUCCUCCAGGUGAAGCGUGAGCCGGGCGAAAAUGGCACCAGCCUCACGGACGAGGAGCUGGUGACCAUGUCCGUGCGGGAGCUGAACCAGCACCUCCGGGGGCUCUCCAAGGAAGAGAUCCUGCAGCUCAAGCAGAGGAGACGCACCCUGAAGAACCGAGGCUACGCCGCCAGCUGCCGGGUCAAGCGGGUCACCCAGAAGGAGGAGCUGGAGAAGCAGAAGGCGCAGCUGCAGCAGGAGGUGGACAAACUGGCCAACGAGAACGCGUCCAUGCGCAUCGAGCUGGACGCUCUGAGGUCCAAGUACGAAGCCUUGCAGACCUUCGCCAGGACUGUGGCGCGGAGCCCCACCGUCGGGGUCGGGGUGAGGGCCGGGGGCGGUGGGGGCGGAGGGGUGCCGUCGUCGGUCAUCGGCCCGCUCAUACCGGGGAAGGUGGCGACGGCGACGAGUGUCAUCACAAUAGUCAAGUCAAAGACGGACGCGCGGUCUUGAGGGGAAGAAGGCUGGAGGAGGGUGUGACAGGAUGGAGCUCAGCCGCAUCAGAGUAAGCCUGCCUCUCUAUCGCCCCCCUCUCCUCCACCUGCACCGACUCCCAGCAGCUGGGCGGCACCACCCGGACCACUCCGACGUGUUCCCAUCGUCCGUCUCAGAUCAGUGCAGAUGAAGGACAAGAUGGAGGCAGAGGAUAUUUUAUUGGCUCACAAAGAAGCUUCCAGUCAGAGUUUGAUCAUCCAGAACUGGAUGAACACACAGAGUCCCUUUGGCUAAAAUAUGGAUUACGAAUGUCAGAGAAUUGGAGAACUUGAUCUAGAGUCACGUAUUUAAACCUGAAAGUGAUCAUAUUGGGAAAACACUAGAAAAACCUGCGGGAAUUGCGUUUGAAUCAUGUCAAGUUUCUAGUGUUGAGUUUAAAUAAAAAGGUUGAAAUCUGAAACAGAGAUGCACCUAUCAGGCUUUUCCUGGCAAUAUGAUUUCUGGUUUUGAAAGAUUACGAUUAUUAUUAUUAUUAUUUUUUUUUUUACUGCAGGUUCAUUAAUAGACUUUUGGAUCCAGAUUAAAAUCAAAGUAUUAAAAAAUUACCCCUAUUUAGGCAUCACAGCAUAUGAUACUGGCCUCUAUCUGAUUAUUAAAACCCCCUGAAAGGCAGUCAAAUUCAUGCAACUAAUAGAAAAUAGUUGGAAUUGAUAGAUUUGAUGCAUUUAUAAAAUAGAGAUGAAAAUCUGCAUUUUCGGUAUUUUACCUGCAGAUUUCAAAUCAGAGCCAAUCAAGUAAUAAAUUGGCCAAUUCUGAUCUCUAACCGUGUUGGUUUGGUGCAUCUUUGAUUAAAAAUUAGGUACAUCAAUUGAAAACCCCAAGCUGUACAUCAGCUAUGUCUGAGAAUAAUUAUAAAAGAAAAAAGUGACGUGCUGAUUUCAGUGACUGCACAGAAGCCCAGUUUUGUUUCACCCAAGAACUUUUGCAGAAAAGUACUAAUGGAAAAAUCUAUAAUAUACGAUGGUGGUAACUGUAUUUCUACUGUUUUGUACCGUGUUGUCAUUCACAUGAGGUCCAAGGUGUAUUCUCUGUGUGUGAAAUGUUAUAUAUCAGGAAUUCUGUGAAAUUCUGUGGCGAGUGUUUGUUCUGGUAUCGCUAUGUUUAGUUAGCUGUGUUCUUUUCUAUGGUCUUUCGCUCUUUCUCCCUCCUGUUUUCCUUUUUCAAGAGCAAGUGGCUUCCAGUAUUACAUAUCGUACUUCCAACAUUUGUCAGUAGUAUGAGGAUGCUGCAGAGCAAUUCGUACUUAACAAAAAUAGAAAGAGGCAAAUGCACAAUAGCCUGUUGAAGAAAAUGUGAAAACAACUUUGGUUUGUGAGAUUUUUCUAGAAAAAUAUGUUCAAUACAGAAAAAAAGAUUGGAAGGGCAAGUGCUUUGGUCUUAUAAUGAUAUGCACCAAGAAGAAAGUCAAGAGGAACUGAGGGAGGAUGCUAGGAUUCAAUGCAGAUAUAACGAUGUACCUAAUGGCAUAUCUGCUGACCAAUCAGGAAUCAGACAGUAUUUACAGGUCGGGACGCAUUUAUUGGCACUCCUGGUAAAAAUGUGCAAAGAAAAUGUUCACAUUUUUGUUGAAGUAGCAUAAUCUCAAACUUAUAAGAAUUAGUGAGAGGGGAUAAAACUCAACAAUGUGGCCCAGUCUCUUCAAUUUGUUUCCCUUGGUGUGUGGGGAAUUUUAACUUGAAAUUCAAAACUUUCUGGUUUUUUGGGGUAUAAAUAUGAUGUGACAAAGAUCCAUUUCUAUUAGCCAUGUUAAUGUUGCCGCCACAUGCAAUAAGUCUUUCAAGUUUAAGGUUUACUCUUAAAAAAAGUGGCAUCAUUGGGUCACCAAGUAUCCAUGGCAACAAUUGGACACUUUCUACAUCCACAUGUGGAGUUUAUUGAACCCAAAUGGGAGUUUAACUGGAACCGCUGGAAAGCUUAAAGUGAGAUGGAUCUUUCCAGCAGUAAUUGUUUUAAGAGAAGACUAAGAGAAAAGAAAAUCUGUCCUAUUGGCAAAAACUGGGUUGUACAGAGUGUCAACAGCAGGGUUAUCAAUAAUUGUGAACCAUUGGUUGUUCAAAACAAUUAUUUAUUAACAGGUUGUUUUUUUUCUGUACCGGAUGAAUGCUCUCAAAUUACAAGUAGGAUUUUCUUUUUCCCAGUAAGAGAUUAUUAUGCUGCAAUAAAAGUUGAGUUUAUUUGAAUGCUUUUUCUCAGAUUUAUAUUCAUUUAUUUAAAAUGAAUGAAGAAAUACAUCAAAUACUAAUUUCCAUCGUGUUAUUGUAAGUUGAUGUCGACACAUAAUAAUUUGCUGACACAUCUUUACCAGGAACACCAAUAAUUGUGGCUGGCACUUUGGUUUGCUGUGCACUGCUUCAGAUUUGUUGUCAUCAUCAGAUUCACAUAUUAAUGAGACUCAUUAAUGCGAGUGUCAGGUUCAUUAAAAACAGGCUCACUCCUAUUUAAUUUUCACCAGGAUGGUCAGAUCCGAGGAGGUCGGCUGACUUGUUGAACGAGCUUUUUUGUUUUCUUCCAGUCACACUACCAGGUUGUUAUUUUUCUCCCAGGCUUUUACCACAAGCGUAGUCCUCCGUGGUGUUCUGUACUCAAAGAGUCUAUGUAUAGUGGAGUCUGUAAUUUUAUAAAGACAAUUAUCUUUGCAUUGUUUGUAACAACUUGUAAAAAAAAAAAAAAAAAAUAGAAAAAAAAGGGUAUCACAAAAUCCGUUUGAUAUACAGUAAUCUCUCUAUUUUGCAAUUGUACCAAAAGUGGCUUAACUACUGAAUAGCUUUGUUUAUUUUUCCUCUAGUGAUUAGGCACGUGUGUGUAACGGUGGACUAGCGUGUGGCGUGCUGUGUAGGUAUGUAACGAGGUGACUACUAGCUAUUUCGUUGGUUAUGAUUUUGAUCUGUUUUAGAUUUCAGCCCAAACGUGGACGAUGACGUUGUGUGUAUCUGCACUCUUUCUCCGAUCGUGUACUCUUUCGCAACCCCACGUCGUUCGGCUCCCACGCCGCAGACCUGCGAGGUCAUUUGUUGAACUGCACUUACAAAGAGUGAAUUUGAACAAGUUCGCUUGUUUGACAGAUUUCUGAGCAGGACGUUGUGGCUGCUUUUGCUUUUGGCCAGUUGCUAUGUUCAGUUCCUGUUGCUUUUGGGAUGAAAAUACAGAAGAGGCUUUAACGAUAUUGUCUCUUCGAGUUAAGCUAGCAGAAAAGUGAAACCUGGUGAUAGAGGCUCUCUGGCUGCAUCAAACUCACUCCUUCAGUAAGUUAUUUUUGUACUGUGUGAAUAAGGCACUCUGUUUUUCUCUGUAUAUUUUAUGUAUAUUUAAUGUUGUCCUUGUGUUAGCUUUUGAAGAUCUUCUGGAAGGGUCAGGGAAGUUAAAUGAUAUUUGUAAGUGUAUACGAUGUUUUAUAAAGUAAAAAACAAACAAACUAUAUUAUGCUAUUGAAUGGUCUGUCUGCCAGGGCGAGGUUGACCUUUUUAACCUGGUUUUAAAGAUUUCUUUCAAUGUCUUGCAAACAACUUACUGAGUUUAAACCAUCAGGCUUCAGUGGCCAAAUCCAAUUUCCAAUAUUUCCGUGUUCCUACUUGCUAAUUGUAAGCUGUUGUUUUGUUUUGAUUUGUCUUGUCAGGACUGGAAAGCAUAAAGACUAAAAUGGGUUUAUAGAAAGAAAGGAAAUUUAACGGAUUUAUAUUCUCAUUCAUUAUUCAAAUAGUUUGUCCCUAACCUUUCUCUGAUGAUUGCUAAACCCAAAACCUGCAUCAAGUGUCUCAAGCAAUUCCACUCUGAUAUUAUAAUGAAAUGAAAACAACUUAAAAGAUUAUAACCGGUUCUAAAUAUUACAGAUGCACCGAUCAGGCCUCAGUUUCAAAUUUUUGUUGAAACGUUUGAGGAGAUUUGUGUGUGUGUUUUGUUUUUGCUGAUUUGGAGGGAUUUUUUGAAAUGUAACGUAACAUAACAUGAUCUGUAACAUUGAGUUCACAGAAAACAAAAGAAGCAUAUAUGUCCCCAACUCUUAGCAAAAAGGGAAUCAGAAAACCUGUUUGGUCUUAAUGCAGUUACGGUCCUCCGAAAAGGUGGGGAUUUUCAAAUGCUGAUGCAUUUAACAAACAGGAAAACCUAUUUUCUCCCGUUUUUUUAACAACCAAAUAACAGAGUGAAGGAGAAACCGACUAAUCGAUUGGUGCAUUUCUAACAAUGAUGAGUCUUUUUAUCUGAACUGCUACAACUCCCUGCAGAAAGGUUAGCAAGCAUGGCACCACCUUUAAGAAUAUAUUGUAAAUUUAAUUUAAACGGUGAGCAAAAACUAAGCAGUUUCUACAGGAUUUUAACUGUUUUCAACAAUUUACUCUGUGACAAAACGGCUCCAAAUUUUAUUGAAUUGAUCCGUAGCCUAUUCAGAGGAAUCGAGCUACAUCCAGAUUUCAACAUCAUGCUGGAAUUUUCAUUGGAAAAACAAAAGCAUUAGUAUGUAUCAGCUCAAUCGGUGACAACCUAUUUUCUCUCUGUCAAUCUGAUGUAUUCCGUUGUUUUUCUGUUAAACCUAGAGAUUUCUCUUUUCCACUGGAGAGUUUACUGCUGUCUGUGCCUCUGUCAACCUGCGUUUCAUCCCACUCUGCGCUGGCGUCAGCUUGUGAAGGAUCCGGUCUGUACAAGCAUGAAUGUGUUAAACCAAAACUUAUUAUGCAAACGGUGUAGGGUAAAAUUAAAACUCCUGCCUCAGAAGAGGAGUGAUGCUAUCAUGCCUGUGGUUUUUAUUUUGUUUUUUGUUUUGUUUUGUUUUUUUUGUCUAGCUGUUUGUUUUAUAAUUGCAGGUGCAAGGUGAUGUGACGAGGUUAAAAAGCAUUUUGUAAGCGAUAAUGAAAACCGAUGUGGGCUUGUCGUUGUUUAAUUGCGGCUGAGAGUGUUGUGGCGUCUUCUCAGUUUUUCCUAAAAGUGAACUGUGACAUUUCCGAUGAUAAAAUCUCUUUAAUUUCUUUCCAAAUGAGAGGAUGGCGUAAAAUAAGCUUUGACACGUGGCUCCCUUCACAUCUAUUGGCACCACUGGUAAAAAAUAUGCGAAAGGAAAAACAACAAUGAUCUAAUCUCAUCUUUAAAAAUCCAACCUUUAAUCUGAGUGCCUUAAUUAAAGGAGCUUCCUCUGGUAAUCACUGACGUCCUGUUACCUUGGGUCAUAAAAAUUAUGUGAUUUUUCUUAUCCAUGCUUCAAAAUGGGAAAGACAAGAAAACAUGCCAUUUAAAAAGGGAAGACAUGUCUAUAAGUCAGAAAAUGUUUAGUAGAAAAAAGGGCUACCUGUCCAAGUCUACACUCAGAGAAUACAUUUUCAGUGCUGUGAAAAAGUAUGUGCACCCAGUUUGACUAGCCACAGCCAGGGCCGAUUACUGCUGGACUUGUAAAAGCAGAAAAGUUCUUAAAUAAACUGAUCUCCGGUGUCAAAUAAGACAGGAAACUUAAAGACUCGAUUUGAAACAAAGUCUUUGACAUCUCUCUGUCUGGAAAGCUUUAUAAAACCCAAAACCGAAGCACACCAGCAAGUCCACCUCUGAACAGUUCCAAACACAUCCAUCCAUCCAUUUUCUGUCCUCCCUUGUCCCUAAUGAGAUCGGGAGGGUUGCUGGUGUCUAUCUCCAGCUACGUUCUGGGCGAGAGGCAGGGUUCACCCUGGACAGGUCGCCAGUCUGUCGCAGGGCACAGUUCCAAACCAACUAAGUCAAUGUUUUGAAGUGGCCUAGUCAAAGUCCAGCCUUACGUCAUUGAGAAGCUCGAGGUCAACCGAGCCUGUUCAUGCUUCCACCACGCAGGACACAACCUUUUGUCAGCUUGAGAGUGUAAUUUUCUGCAAACUUGUUUGCAUAGCCCAGGUUGUUUUGUUUGAUUACAUUCAUUUAAUGAUCUGAAACAUUUGAUACAAACCCAAAUGUUAGAGCCAUGAAUAGGAAAUAUUGACGUUUUUUUGUUCAGGCCAUUUUAAUUCUGAAAUUUAGUUUUAUUUUGAAAGGCUUACUUCCUGUCGGACCGUAUAUUGUAUUGAAAAAAACAUUGACGGAUUGCAUAGACACGGACGGAUGACCUAGACACAGUUUUUGACCGUGUAGGCUGUAUAGUUUUUUGUACAACAACAACAAAAAAAGGAAUUGUAAAACGGAUUUAUCGUCAUUUUUGUAUUAGCACCUUUUUACAGAUAAAGAUUUUUUUUUUUUCUAAAUUCACGGUUUGCACGCGUCCUUUAUCCAGUGUCUAAGGAAUGACAAAUCUUGGAUCUGUUGCCAUAUAAAUUAAUCAGGGGUGUAACUGAAACUGUGGCAAACAAGGCUAGACAAGGAAGCAAGAGGGAACGCGGUAAAGGAGGUGGAGAAACAAAAAAAAAAAAAAAAUUAUCCACAAAAAUCAUUAACAUUACAUCUUAUAAUACCGCUUUUUACACACUUUUACCAUGGGUGCCAAUAAUUGCACUGGAGCUUCUCCUGGGGAAGAUGAAACAUGUCUUCCAGAUGUGGAUUUCUAGUGAAGCAGUGCGUGGCCUCUUUGAUCCACGGUGUCAAACAUUACAGAGGUUUAAUCCUGAUUCCCCCUCAGCAGACGCGGUCAGCUGACAGCGCCGACCUUCAGCCGUACGAGCAGAGCGCAGGCGGCGUGGUUUCUUUUCUUUUCGUAACAGAGUUUACGACCUGUGAGACACGCCAGCCUUGUUUUCCGCUGCACGUACAGAGGUCACAACCUUCUUACGAUAAGGCAUUUCAUCGCUAACCAGAGAAACCGCUCAUACUUGAACCCAUAAAUAAUUUACAGAGGCUGGAAAGAGGCGGUGGCGACACAUCUGAUAACACUCCUAAACCGCCUCACUCGCUCUGGCCUCCUUUCAAAGAAGGCAGCGCGAGUCAAAUCGGCGGCCUACCAAGCCCUUCCUCAAAACAUCCAUUUCUUCUGGAAUCAUUAACUCCUUAUCUCGCUGCUUGGCCAAUCAGCGAGCACUCGUUCAGAUGUUUUUCCUGCCUACUGAAUCACGCCACUGGACUCUAAAAGCCCUUUCACCCACCGCAAAAUCCAGAUCGAUAAAAGUAAAUGAACCGAGGAUUCCUUUGAUCGUUCGUUUGGCUUUUUCAUCAAUAACGAUGUUUGUUUAGCCUCCUGACUUACCUCAUCUGCUGUUGUGUCUUUCUCCCCGCUGUCCCACAUCAUCACUUGUACAAUGUCCAACCAAAACUUCUUUUCUCUCUCUCUCUCUCUCUCUCUCUCUCCCUCUCUCUGUUUCUCUCUCUCUCUUUUUAACACAUUCACUUAUUUUAGCCUUGAUAUCAGCUUCUUUUCCUAUUUAUCACUCAUCUAUGGUUAAGCGAGGUUGCUCAUUGGAGCCGGGAUGUUUCAAUGUCUCCAAAAGUAUACGAUCAUAUGUUUAAAGCUAUACAGCAGUAGUGAGUUUGUGUGAAUAUGGCGUAAUGUAUUCAGAAAAGCCCUUGUGAUGAGAAGCUCUGUGUUUUGUAAUAUUUCUGUAUGGGGUGUAAUAAAUUAUUCUGCGGUACAACGGUACUUUCUAUGGGAAAAAAAAAACCUUCAAAUGUGACGGUCUUUGUAAGUAUUUAUCUCCAACUAAAUUAUUGUACUUUUCUUUUUCUUUGCAAUUUGUAGAUAGAUAUGAUGACAAGGUAUUGGUAAUAAUGAAAGUGAACUGUUUCAUCAUCAGUCCGACGCAUCUUAUUGAUGUAAAUACUGUAUGUUUGUUGAUAAACAGCUUACUUUAUUUUGUAUAUGACCAAUAAACAUGUUUUAAAAUGCAUUAAGGGGUUUGUG